AUGGAUGAAUAUGAAUCAUAUGGCCUUUUUUGUUGUUAUGUUAGUCCAGUGGUGGCUAAUGUUUAUUUAGUUGUACAGGUUAGUCAGCUUGGUACUGCAACCCAAAAAUAUCAAAUAGCUACUCAAAAUGCUUCUUCCAAUCUCUCACUUCCAGAGAUGCAAAAUAACUGUAAUAUGUUUGUGGCAUCAGCUCGCCAUUUGGAAAAAACUUUGGAGGUGUCGUUGGUGAAUGAUUUAGGCUAUACGAAGAGAUACGUACGCUGCUUGCAGAUUUCUGAAGUGGUUAAUAGUAUGAAAGUCUUGAUUGAUUACAGUCGAGAAACAGGGAUAGGACCUAUGGAGAGUUUGAACAAGUUCCCUCGAAGGACUAGUACGCCAUCUGGGGUUCACAGUCAAGCACAACAAUCUGUAGAACAGCUACAAUAG
Messenger RNA from Humulus lupulus (European hop), 426 nucleotides. Its product is annotated as transcriptional corepressor SEUSS-like. The transcript is spliced from 4 exons. The coding region runs from base 1 to 426 and encodes 141 amino acids. The record is from RefSeq and is a predicted model, not a curated record. Gene Ontology annotation, cellular component: nucleus; transcription regulator complex. Lineage: Eukaryota; Viridiplantae; Streptophyta; Magnoliopsida; Rosales; Cannabaceae. Gene Ontology annotation, biological process: positive regulation of transcription by RNA polymerase II; negative regulation of transcription by RNA polymerase II.